Messenger RNA from Trichosporon asahii var. asahii CBS 2479, 570 nucleotides. RefSeq lists its product as uncharacterized. Bases 1 to 570 code for a protein of 189 amino acids. The record is from RefSeq and is a predicted model, not a curated record. Lineage: Eukaryota; Fungi; Basidiomycota; Tremellomycetes; Trichosporonales; Trichosporonaceae. The transcript is spliced from 2 exons.
AUGUCGCUCGCAGCGCAGGAGGCGAGUGCGCUGAGUGCCGCGCGUUCGACGGGGGCGCGCUACGGCGAACCGCGCGUUACAGUCCCCCAAACAGCGCUCUCCGACGACCUCGUCGCGAAUCCGCUCGGGCACGGAUCGAGCAUCCACGUGAAUCCGCCCCGGGAGGGAAUGUCGCCUGCGUAUGGCGAGCUGUACGGCGGCGAGGGGGUAUGGGACGUGCACAUCUACUGGAAGCCGAACAAUCUCGACGAAAAGGAAUAUGCGCGCAAGUUGCACGCAGCCAUCCGGCGCGAGUUCCCAGAGCUCCACGUGAAGCGCUUCUGGGAGGUGCCGAUUGGGCCCCACCCGACGCCCAUGUUCGAAGUCAACAUGUUCAACGCGGCGCAACUCGGAGCCAUCUUCAACUACCUCGUCGAGAAUCGGGGUCCAUUGAGUGUGCUGAUCCACCCAAACACGGGACGAACGACUGGUGACCACACGACACGUGCGACAUGGCUCGGACCGAAGAUUGAGCUCGACACGGAUCCUUUGCGGAAAGUCGAUGCGGACAACGGCGUCCCACCUGAAUAA